GGCUAGCCGAUCCUGCUCGGGCAGCGGGAAUGAAAGUACAGGCCAUGAACAGGAUGGGAACCAGAAUGAUAGGCGACCUGUUCUUGCUGGGGGAAGGGUUGGAGCUGGUGUUGAGCACCAGGGCAAUAUAGGCGGGAACAAGAUGAGCUGCAAUCCAGAAGAUCAGCAGCCUCAAGGCCGACCGUCGAUUUGUUUAAAGGACGACUGGAGCACGGGCUAUAACCCGUAUGAUAACAGUGACCGGGUGUUCCGGUAUCCAGCACAUAGGUCUGGCGCAAACCCGGAUCAUGUGGAUCCGAACCAUUCCGGAAUCGAGAUUUUGCAACCGAAGGUACUGGAGACCACGCUGUCUUCUUCGUCCAGUAGCUCGAGCGCCGCGAACGUCGCAGGCGACAACACUGCCGGAACAAGUUCCGGCUUCGGACAUCAACUUGUGCCAAGCAAUAAAGACGAUCGGCAUGACGCAGAGAUCUUGCCGGAUGUGGACGCAGAACAGCACUAUGGUGCAGCACCAGCCCGAGAUUACCGCGCAUUUCCAAAAGUUCCGCUUCUCACAGACGAUCUCCCAGAUAAAGGGGCGAGUUUGGGAUUUUUCACAAACGGGACUAAAAAUGUAGACCCCAUGGAUGUUGAUGAGCAAGAGGACGACGAUUUUGUCCCAUCGAGUAUCUGCGCCGUCGCAUUCUCCCCAGUAGACGAUGUGAGUAUGAUGGGUGCUGGUCGUGGUCAGUUGAUUGUCGAAGAAGCACCAGCACAACAAUUGGCGCUUCUACCUGCUGCAGGAGUUUUUCCACCAGCUGGCGCAUCGAAUAAACUUCACCCGAACAGUAAGAACGUGAACGACCAAAGUCAGUUUUUCGACGCGUUGGAAAUGAAUACCUUCAACGAGGAAGCAGCCGCUGAAGAAGUACGCACCGAACAUUUUCUGGCAAAAACCGCGGACAAUUUCACCGUGCCCGUGCGCGAGACACCUUCGUACCACUGCUCGGGCAGCGGGAAUGAAAAUACAGGCCAUGAACAGGAUGGACUAGACGACCUGCAGGAAAAGGCAACUUUGCAAGACACUGGAUCUACUUCGCGAAAGCGCAAUUUGGGGAAAAGAAGCGGCGUCAGCGGCUACAGCCAAGAAGGAGCUGUGCCUGAUUUGUUGGCCGGCGCAGAGGUGCAGGUACAACCACCCGAAACAUCAUCAUCUUCAAAGCGGGAUGAAAAUUUCAUUGGGUUUUUGUCAACAAAAAGCGACGGCCGUGAACGACUAAAUCUAAACCGCGACUAUGAAGACCAGAACCCUGCUAGCGAGGAGAAAAUCGGAAAGCAGGCAAAAGUUCCGAAGCUAGAGAAAGGGUCUUCAGGAAUAAAUAGCGCGAAAAGAUCAAACAAGGCUCCAAAAGCGAAGGUCAAGCCAACCGCUUCUGUCCCGAAGGCGAAAGCGAUGAAGACAGAAGCUGCAGCUGGUGCUGCUACAGCGGCCUCUUCUUCGUCUUUCUCAGGUGGUGUUCCAGAAGCAAAAAAGAAGAACGAGAACGAAAAGAAGAGUAAAGCAGCAGAAGCAGUACCUCCUAGUUCCACUGGGAAGAAAAACAACGAGUCGGCACUAGCGGGAGCAAAGUCGAAAGCGACACCUCCGCCAGUGAAAAAAACGGCAAAUCGGGAGAAAAAGGAAAACCCACCAAAGACAUUGCCAGCUGUUGGGCCGAAGCAGAAAGCGAAUAGUACUCAAUCGAAGGGAGUGUCGACUUCAUCUUCAUCUUCCUGCAACCGUGACGAGAUAAACAAGGGUGGAACUACCAGUAACAGUAUUCAACCACCAACGGGGGCCGCUGCUGCUGGGCCGAGCAAGAGCGACCAUCAGAGCGACGAAGACGACCGCCUAGCGCAGAAGAUCGCUGACCAGAUAGUCCAGGAGGUAUACGGAUGCAAGCCUGCCAAAGGCGCCGCUGCGAAAGAAGCACCGCCGGCCAAUAUCCUGAGUAAAAAUGUCCCCACACCAGAGUCAAGAUUUUUGGAAAUCCGCCAGACAGUUGAGCCACCUCAACCUCUAGUUGUUCCGCAUGACAAGCCUGUUAUCCUCGUAGUAGUGUCCUGUUUAGCUAGUUCCGAAGCAUCACAUCAGAUAUGGCAUAUCGUGCUGAUUCUAGCAUCACAAAUUACACAUGCCGCUCCAGCGCCUGCGGAGGCUUGCCUCCCCAGCGAUAAUGGACAAUGGCACUGUCGGCGCGGUUGUUUUAGCAUUACAAGUUACACACAAAACCAGGAUUAGUAUUUUUAGAAAAUGGCUCUCAUGAGGCUUCGCAUGAGAAACGUUUCUUUUUGGCAUGCAGAUCUGGGGACAUUUUUCCUCAGGAUAGCCAAUGACACUGCAGCCUCAAGUUCAUCCGCGCCGCCACGAGUUUACCACGCCGGCCAAAAGCUGUUCGGCCGUCGGGAAGAGUGGGAGCAGAGAGAAUGGGCGAACUGCGUAUUUGUGGGCACAGAGGGGCGACCCCCGCUGCCGGAAGAUACGGGGAUGAUCCUGGUCCGCUGGGAGUGCGACAACGCCACAGAAUUCCUCGCUGCCGAAAACGUAACGAUCCGACACAAAGCCACAAAGCUCUGGGGGUACUGUCAGGAAGAAAAGGAAUGGAAGAAGUGCGUCCACCUUGGGCUGGUGGUAGGGGAAGAUGGAGAAGAGCGCGUCCGGGUCAGGUGGAGCCACAGCAAGGAGGUGUCGGAACUUUCCGCCGACUACGUGAAGCCGCGCAAGGAGGAAAAGGAACCGGCAUAG
This is a messenger RNA of Amoebophrya sp. A120, 2764 nucleotides long. NCBI's taxonomy places the organism in Eukaryota, Dinophyceae, Syndiniales, Amoebophryaceae. The record is from the annotation of a GenBank genome assembly.